CGUGAAACAGUAGCGCUUUUUUGUGUUAAUAUAAGCAAAACAUAAUGCAGUCACACAGCAAGAAACGCGUUUGCUACUACUACGACAGUGAUAUUGGAAACUAUUACUAUGGCCAGGGACAUCCGAUGAAGCCGCACCGCAUACGCAUGACGCACAACCUCCUUCUCAACUAUGGCCUGUACCGGAAGAUGGAAAUUUAUCGACCACACAAAGCAACGGCGGAUGAGAUGACAAAGUUUCACUCAGAUGACUACAUUCGGUUCCUGCGCUCGAUCCGUCCGGAUAACAUGUCCGAGUACAACAAGCACAUGCAGCGAUUUAACGUCGGUGAAGAUUGUCCCGUGUUUGAUGGUUUGUACGAGUUCUGUCAGCUAUCGGCCGGUGGCUCGGUUGCUGCCGCUGUCAAGCUAAACAAGCAAGCGUCCGAGAUCUGCAUCAACUGGGGCGGUGGUUUGCAUCACGCGAAAAAGUCGGAAGCUUCCGGCUUUUGCUACGUAAACGACAUCGUGCUCGGCAUCUUGGAACUGCUCAAGUACCACCAGCGCGUUCUGUACAUCGACAUCGACGUGCACCAUGGGGACGGUGUGGAGGAAGCGUUCUACACGACCGAUCGCGUUAUGACGGUCAGCUUCCACAAGUACGGCGAAUACUUCCCCGGGACGGGCGAUCUCCGGGACAUUGGUGCGGGCCGGGGCAAAUACUACGCAGUCAAUAUACCGCUCCGGGAUGGUAUGGACGAUGAGUCGUACGAUUCGAUCUUUGUGCCGAUCAUCUCGAAGGUGAUGGAAACGUUCCAACCGUCGGCGGUGGUGCUACAGUGCGGUGCCGAUUCACUGACCGGCGAUCGGCUCGGGUGCUUCAAUCUUACCGUCAAGGGACACGGCAAGUGCGUUGAGUUUGUGAAAAAGUACAACUUGCCGUUCCUGAUGGUGGGCGGCGGUGGAUACACGAUCCGGAACGUGUCCCGCUGCUGGACUUACGAAACGUCGGUGGCACUCGGGGUGGAAAUUGCGAACGAACUGCCGUACAACGAUUACUUCGAAUACUUUGGACCAGACUUUAAGCUGCACAUCAGCCCGAGCAAUAUGUCCAAUCAGAACACGACGGAAUAUCUGGAGAAGAUUAAGAACCGGUUGUUUGAUAAUUUGCGCAUGUUGCCCCAUGCACCGGGCGUACAGGUGCAACCGAUUCCGGAGGAUGCGAUCAACGAUGAGUCUGAGGAUGAGGACAAGGUAGAUAAGGACGAACGGUUGCCGCAGGUCGACAAGGACAAACGGAUAGUGCCGGAUAAUGAGUUUUCUGAUUCGGAAGAUGAGGGCGAAGGUGGCCGGCGGGAUAACCGUUCGUUCAAGGGACAGGGUGGACAGUCGCGCAAGAGGCCACGCAUUGAAAAGGAUGGAAAGGCGGAGGACGUGAAGGAUGAAAAGGAAGCGAAAAUGGACACUAGCGGCGAUAAGGAGGAAACCAAAGCGACUGAAGAACCGGCCAAGAAGGAAACGACGGGCGUUGCAUGAUCCACGCUGUCAUCGUUUCGGAAGCAGCAACCUCCAUCGUAA
Molecule: messenger RNA, 1556 nt
Organism: Anopheles maculipalpis
Lineage: Eukaryota; Metazoa; Arthropoda; Insecta; Diptera; Culicidae
Gene: HDAC1
Product: histone deacetylase HDAC1
Exons: 5
Coding region: 45-1514 (489 amino acids)
Molecular function (GO): histone deacetylase activity
Source: RefSeq, a predicted model, not a curated record